AUGCUCAAGAGAAAGAUAUCGAGAUCACCGUCUUCGUCACCACCUGGUGGCAGCUCAGACCUACUUAGUAAAGCUGUGGCGGCAAAACGCAAGUCCAAGCAUCAGAAGGAUGCCAAGCAUGCGUCAAAGUCCCCAAAGCCAACGCUCGAACCAACGCUCUCAUUCAAGAAACCAAAGAAGAAUAAGGGUGGGAGUUCUGCUGAGCAGUCGCCCAAGCAUCAGGCACAGUCUUCCUCUUCCAGCAGUGCGGUCAAUGGCACCAAUGACGCGCCAAUUCCAACGAACCGACGACCACUUCACCGCAACACCCUCUACCACCCAGUCAACAGCGGACUGAUACAACAACAGCCACAGCAACCGACCAAGGAGUGCGAUAAUAUCUUUGCCAAUCAAAGCAAUGAGUUCAUCCCAUUGCUGAGUAGCAGUAGUAUCAGUAAUAAUGUACAAACAGAGCAACAACCACAACAACCAUCGACGCCACAGCAGCAGCAUCGCGAGAAGCAUCAGGAUCAGAUGUCGAUCGUCCCCGACAGAGACGGCGCAGCGCAGCGCCUGUCCAAUCAGGCACUGCAGAGGCAAUCUGGCAAGAGGACUCCACACGACAAGCAGAUUGCCAAUCUGACGCCGCCUCUCUGGUGCCAAGGCUUCUGCCGCCCUCAGGACCUGACCGUGCUCGAGCUCGAGCAGGAGCUGGACCUAUUCUACAAGUGGCUGGCGCCCAAUCGUUACGAGAACCAGCUACGACAGUUGAUCGUCAAUGAGAUCGAGGCGAUCGUCACAAAGAGGUGGCCCAAGGCCAAGGUCAUUGUGUUUGGCUCGUUCUCGACCGACCUGUGCAUACCAUCGAGCGACAUUGAUAUCCAGGUGUCGGGCAUCAACGAUGGUCAGCCAGCAUACUCGGACCCCAUACGCGAGAUGCACUCCAUCCUCCUCAAGAGCUACCAGAACACCUUCACCAACAUCCGAUUAAUUGCGGGUGCCAAGGUGCCCAUCAUCAAGUUUGUUCACCGCGAGUCUUGGUACAACGUUGACAUUUGCUUCGACACGCCCAAUGGAGUCGAGAACACUGGCAUUGUCAAGAUGUAUCUCAAGAAAUACAAAUCAAUGAAGCUACUCCUCCUGCUGUUGAAGUACUUCUUGUUCCAGAACAACUUGAAUGAGACUUACACAGGUGGCAUUGGCUCGUACGCCCUGGCGUUGAUGGUGGCCAGCUUCAUCCAAAUGCGACACAUCCCUUAUGAUCAGCGCGUCGUGACACGCAAGUCCAAGCCAAUCGACGAGAAGGAUCGACGCCACGCUGGCGAGGACACUGACUAUGGCGCAAUGCUAUUGGAGUUCUUCCAGCUCUAUGGCCAGUCGUUCCAGUACAGCCGUCAUGGAAUCUGUCUGACCAACGGCGGCUUCUACUUCCAGAAGGAGGAGCAGUUUGGCACGUACCUUACGCUGCGCGACCCACACGACGCCAACAACGACGUUGGCAGGAACAGCUUCAACAUCUCCUUCAUCCGCGGUGUCUUUACCAAUGCCUUUGUUCGCAUGGUCUCGAACGACUUGCUCAAGGACAAGUACGCCAACCACCAGUUCCCAACCGUCUUGUCACGCAUUAUCGAGGAGAGACUCGUCGAGCAACAGGCCAAAGAUCGCAACAAUGUGCUCCGCUUGGCAAAGUCACUGGAGACAGCGAACAAGUUGCCAGCAAUCACCUCUCAGUCAUCCUUGGCAUCGUCACCCAUCCUUGUUGGCAACGGUGGCUACAUCGACGCCGACACAGUCACAGUCAGCAGCAUCAGUGGCAACAACGGCAACAACAGCAGCAAAGACUUUGUAAAUAUCAACUCAUCCUCCUCGACAUCCUCCGACGACUUCUCCUCGGAGGAGUCCAUUCACUCUGGCAACGAAUCUGGCUCGGACGUCCAAAGCGCCUCUUUCGACUCUGACUACUUCUGCUCGUCAGAGUCUGGCUCCGAGUCUGAGGAGGACUCUUCAACCUCCUCCGUUUCCGCUCAAUCGACCAAUUUGUACGGCUGGUGA
This is a messenger RNA of Acytostelium subglobosum LB1, 2031 nucleotides long. RefSeq lists its product as hypothetical. Gene Ontology annotation, cellular component: TRAMP complex; nucleolus. The coding region runs from base 1 to 2031 and encodes 676 amino acids. Gene Ontology annotation, molecular function: poly(A) RNA polymerase activity; mRNA binding. NCBI's taxonomy places the organism in Eukaryota, Evosea, Eumycetozoa, Acytosteliales, Acytosteliaceae. The transcript is spliced from 3 exons. Gene Ontology annotation, biological process: RNA 3'-end processing. The record is from RefSeq and is a predicted model, not a curated record.